AUGACCUCUUCCACCAGCCUUCCCCAUAUCACUGUGCCCACACUCGCUGCAAUACAACUCUCCACAGACAGUGAAGGGUCCAGCGAUGAUGACCUGAGUUCAGCUGAAUCUUAUCUGCUCAAUAUGAAUAACAGCAAUAACAAUGAAGAAAAAAAAGAUAUGGAGAAGAAGGAGAGGGAAGAAAAGGAGGCAAAGGAGAGGGAAGAAAAGGAGGCAAAGGAAAAGGAAGAGAGGGAAAAGGAGAAGGAAAGACAAAAGGAAAAGGACAAAGAUAAGCCGAAAGAAAUAUUUAUCCUUAAUCCUGCUGGAAAUCUGUAUUACAACUGGCUGCUCGUAAUCACACUACCAGUCAUGUACAACUGGACCAUGAUCAUAGCCAGGGCUUCCUUUGAGGAGCUGCAGCAUGACUACAUCAUUUACUGGGUUAUUCUGGACUACACCUCAGAUCUGAUCUACCUGGCUGACAUGUUCCUCAGGACAAGAACAGGUUACCUUGAGCAAGGACUUAUGGUAAAAGAUAAGAAGCUGCUGCUUGAUCGCUAUACCACCAGCUUCCAGUUUCGUCUUGACUUCCUCUCCAUGUUGCCCACUGACUUCCUCUAUUUGUACUUCGGCCUUGACUACCCAGAGAUCCGCAUCAACAAGCUGCUGCGAAUCAGCCGUAUGUUGGAGUUCUUCACAAGGGCAGAAACAAAAACCAACUACCCCAACAUCUUCCGCAUUGGAAACUUGAUCAUUUACAUCCUCAUUAUCAUCCACUGGAACGCUUGCUUCUUCUUCUCUUUCUCAAAAUACAUUGGUUUUGGUGCCGACGACUGGGUCUACCCGGCUUUGGAUGAUCCUGAAAAUCCUGCAUUUGGGGAGUUUGGAAGGAAGUAUUCAUUCAGUCUCUACUGGUCCACACUGACUCUGACAACCAUUGGAGAAACUCCACCACCAGCCCUGGACUCUGAAUUUUUAUUCCAUGUGAUUGACUUUUUAGUAGGGGUCUUGAUCUUUGCCACCAUUGUAGGAAAUAUCGCCACCAUGAUCUCCAAUAUGAAUGAUGCCCAAGCUCAGUUUCAGUCACGGAUUGACAACAUCAAGCACUACAUGCAGGCCCGAAAGGUCGACACUGAACUUGAGUUGCGAGUCAUCAAGUGGUUUGACUAUCUUUGGAACAACGGUAAGGCACAGGAUGAAAGAGAGGUGCUGAGGUAUCUUCCAGACAAACUGAAGGCUGAGAUUGCCAUCCAAGUCCACAUGGAUACCCUCAAGAAAGUUCGUAUUUUUGCAGACUGUGAGGCAGGCCUGCUGAUCGAGCUGGUACUCAAGCUCCAGCCUCAGGUGUUCAGUCCCGGAGACUAUAUCUGCAAAAAGGGUGAUAUUGGUCGCGAGAUGUACAUAAUCAAAGAAGGGAAACUUGCAGUUGUAGCUGAUGAUGGUGUCAAACAGUUUGUUGUGUUGGGAAGUGGAAGCUACUUUGGUGAGAUAAGUAUUCUCAAUAUUAAAGGCAGCAAAGCAGGCAACAGGCGAACAGCCAACAUUCGCAGCAUUGGAUACUCAGACCUCUUCUGCCUGUCAAAGGAUGACCUGAUGGAGUCACUGCUAGAGUAUCCCGAUGCCAAAGGCAUGCUAGAGGACAAAGGGCGAGAGAUCCUGAUGAAAGAUGGUCUGAUAGAUUUGGACCCAGCUAACAUCAUGCCUGAGGCCAAGGAGCUGGAGGAGAAGGUCAAUAAAUUGUACAACACAAUGGAGCUGAUGCAAUUCAAGCUGAAGAAGAUUCUCGGAAAAAACAAUAGUACUGAUAAGGCUUUGAGAGAUCGCAUUGCAGAUCUAGAGCGCCUCACAGGAGAGGAAAUGGAAGAGGAGGAUGAGGAGGAAGUAUUGGUGAAAAAGGAAGAGGGACAAGGGCAAGGGGAGAAAAAGGAAGAAUAG
Messenger RNA from Trematomus bernacchii (emerald rockcod), 1917 nucleotides. RefSeq names its product cyclic nucleotide gated channel subunit alpha 1a (gene cnga1a). Gene Ontology annotation, biological process: monoatomic cation transmembrane transport; potassium ion transport. The record is from RefSeq and is a predicted model, not a curated record. The transcript has 8 exons. Gene Ontology annotation, molecular function: intracellularly cGMP-activated cation channel activity; voltage-gated potassium channel activity; protein-containing complex binding. The coding region runs from base 1 to 1917 and encodes 638 amino acids. Gene Ontology annotation, cellular component: plasma membrane; intracellular cyclic nucleotide activated cation channel complex. NCBI's taxonomy places the organism in Eukaryota, Metazoa, Chordata, Actinopteri, Perciformes, Nototheniidae.